UCAGACCGUCAGGGCGUCAGAGCGUGACGUAGGUUCCAUUGAAGAGCUCCGGUCCCGGAUGUGGAGCGUGUUCUGUAAUGGGUGAAUCAGCAGGAGUGUCUGAUGUGUUCAGACUGACAUCGGCCCUGCGGGGGGCUGAAGCUAAGAACUGGCAGGAUACAUCAGGAAACAUGUUCUUAACCGAUAACCGACCCUCGUUAACCCAUUAUUAACCGUUAACCCAAUGUCUGUGUGUGUGUGUGUGUGUGUGUGUGUGUGUCUGUGUGUGUGUGUGUGUGCUAUGAUGGCAGGUGUGCUGAAGAAGUGACUGACGGCUCUCAGUACUUCGUGCUGCUGAUGAUCACAGACGGCGUCAUCUCAGACAUGGCUCAGACCAAAGAGGCCGUGGUCAACGCAGCCUCCCUGCCCAUGUCCACCAUCAUAGUCGGAGUGGGUCCUGCUGAGUUUGAUGCUAUGGAGGAGCUGGACGGGGACGAGGUCCGAGUGUCCUCCAGGGGACGCUUUGCUGAGAGAGACAUCGUCCAGUUCGUUCCUUUCCGGGACUACAUCGACCGGUCGGGGAACCAGGUCCUGAGCAUGGCCCGGCUGGCUAAGGACGUCCUGGCGGAGAUCCCCGACCAGCUGCUGUCCUUCAUGAAGAGCCGGGGGAUCGAUCCCCGGCCCCCGCUGCCCGCCACCUCAGACUCCCCCUCAAUGUCCUCCACCAACACCACCACCACCACCGCUGCACCCAAGGCACGCACCAUGCACGCCUGAGACCAGGGCGGCCAGCGGAGCAAAGGGAGAUGUGUGAGUGUGUGUGUCUCUCUGUGUGUGUGUGUGUGUGUGUGUGUGUGUGUGUUGCAUGGUUUCAGGGUUGGUCGACAGGAACCGAGUCAAGAUUAUGAAGACGGUUUCCACAGUUCAUCACCAGACGUGUUGUUCCUCCAACAACAUCUGGACUGGAAGUGUAGAAAACACACUUCUGAUCCUUGUAAGGUUCCUGGUUGGAUCUUCUGUCAGCAGCUCACGAUGCAGGUUAACACACAACUCUGCAGCUACCCACAAACUAUAUUUAACCCCUGAUCACUAUUUAAACUGAAGGCUUCAGAUGUAGUUUUCUCUCAGGCGUUAGUUCCAACACGUCAAAUAAAACCACUGAGAACACCAGUUCUCCUCCGAGGUGGAGUCUCCAGCUCCGUCCUCCUCACUGGUCCUGCUCACGGUGAUGAGAGUGUCUGCUCUGAUACAUCCUGGAGCAGCCGGCCCAUUGAUUUCUAUCCGUUGUAAAGGAAGAUGGCCCCGAGGCUGACGUCCUGUCCUUGUUUCUUUACUCUCAGGGCAUUUUAAAGUAACAGUAACGGUAACGGGGGAUCUGGAAACACAGGAGCAGAAAUGAAAUGCUGUCCUGGUUGUGAACAUGAACAUGUAUGCUGUAUAUUUCUGUAUGCUAAACAUGAAAUUCAAAUGUGUUUUUUAUGUAAAGUGUGGGGGGGGGGGGGUGCUCCACAUUUCAAGGUCACCAUUCAGAGACUGAGCUAAACUAAUCCGGCUGAAGGGAGGCGCCUCCUGAAAGCAGGGAAUAUAUAUGAGCAUGAAAUAGUCUGGGGAUGGAGAACAGACUGAAACAUCCUCCUCUUCCUCCAGCCAGCGGGACAAUUUAACAAUACCGGGAGACUCUUUCAGCCCCGGUCCGACGCUGAACAGAACCAUGCCUGUGCUCUGCUGUCCCCCUCGUCCUCGUCCUCUCUCAGCCGGCUGUCACUGGGGAUGAAUCAUUCAUGAGGUGGCUGCCUCUGCUUCUCCAGCUGUCUGGAGCAUGUACCUGUUUCAAAUGAAGAGAGUUUCACAACACAGAAAUACUUCAUAUGUAGCAGAGAAUGAGUGGAAGUGUCGGGGUCACCUUUACUUUCCUUCACUUUUUACUGGAGAGAAGACGCCAACAAAACCAGUGACACAUGGAGAGAGGUUUGGUUUGGUGUGCGGCGCUGCAGGGACGUCACUCCAGACUGGUGCACUUCACAGUUUCCCCUUAUCAGUUCUGCUGUUUGAUAUACUGUAUGGCUGCUCAUCAGCUGCUCAUCAGCUGCUCAUCAGCUGCUACUGUAGAGAGAUGCACCGAUCACACUUUUUAAGUCCCGAUACCGAUACCGAUACCGAUACCUGGGCUUUGGGUAUCGGCCGAUACAGAGUACUGAUCCGAUACCAGUGUUUGAUUAAUCAGCUGUAUGCCUCACUAAGUAGAAGUCACUGUUCUGUUAUGUUAGAGGCAACAUCAGGCUGGACUUAAACAUCGUUUUCUUAACUUUAUAAAAGAAAAUGUAACAAAUUAUUUUUUAUUUUUUAUUUUAUUUAUACAAAUUUAAUUUUGUAAUUAUUAUUAAAAUAGUAAAUUAUACACAAGUAACUUGAUAAAGAAAUCAAAAUCAACAGGAUUUACUAUUCAGUGUAAACAUUUUUAAUGCAGCAAAAAAUUGGUCAAAAUUGAAACAGGAAUUAAAAUCCCAGUCUAUAAUGUGUACAGGAUAUAAACAUAGAGUAGAAUGGAAUAGAUGGGAUCCAUUGUCACCGAUACCCGAUCCAGCUAUUUGAGUCGGUAUCGGCCCGAUAUCCGACCCGGUAUCGGUGCUUCUCUCCUACUGUAGAAACAGACCUCUGUUGUGUGUGCAUGAAUGAUUGAAACAGUGAGCUUCAGUAGAAACCCUCAGAUCCAUCUGACUGUACCAGGCUGUGCUUCAUGUUCCUCACAUACAGUUAAAUAAAACCUUCCUGUUGACUUAGUGAACGAGUAAAGAGGAGCGGUUCAACCUAGCAGCAUCACAAACCAUUGGAUUAUUAAGCAUGUGUCAUAUUGUCUCAGAAAGGAAAUGGAUAUGUGGCCUUAUUCCUGUCAUAAUCCUACAGGUGUGUGCGAGGGAGGACUCUAUUUUUAUAUGACGAAAUAGUACAGAUAUGUUAUUUUGCAUGCUUACUGGGCUGAUAUGCUGCCAAUGAUUGUAUUUGUUCUGUAUCUUUAGACUUCAAACAACAUUCCUACAUGUGUUGACUUGUGCUCUUUCUAUUUCUACGUCAGUGUGUGCAGUCUCCCUGAAGGAACUGAUGUAAUAAUCCAAAGCAUAUACUGUCUGAGAUCCACCGAUAGUAGGAUAGGUCUGUACCACACAGUGGAAACAUGCAUGUGAGUGUGUGUGUGUGUUAUUAUGGUCAACAAGUACACCGACCCAGUGCCAAGUACACCGGGACACACUACUGCCCCGGUCUCAACACGCUCUCACUAAUGCCCCCCCGGUCACAGCACGCUCUCAUCCCAACUCGUCACAUACCGCCGCUUUGGUGUCCCUUCAUGUUCGUCAUUAAAACCACUCUCGUUACGUUAUGUAAAGAACUCGUUACGUUGAGUAAAGAACUUGUUACGUUAAGUAAAGAACUCGUUACGUUCAGUAAAGAACUCGCUACGUUGAGUAAAGAACUUGUUACGUUAUGUAAAGAACUCGUUACGUUGAGUAAAGAACUCGUUGCGUUAAGUAAAGAACUCGUUACGUUAAAUAAAGAACUUGUUACGUUAAGUAAAGAACUCGUUACGUUCAGUAAAGAACUCGCUACGUUGAGUAAAGAACUUGUUACGUUAUGUAAAGAACUCGUUACGUUGAGUAAAGAACUCGUUACGUUAAGUAAAGAACUCGUUACGUUAAAUAAAGAACUCGUUACGUUGAGUAAAGAACUCGCUACGUUGAGUAAAGAACUCGUUACGUUGAGUAAAGAACUCGUUGCGUUAAGUAAAGAACUCGUUACGUUAUGUAAAGAACUCGCUACGUUGAGUAAAGAACUCGUUACGUUGAGUAAAGAACUCGUUACAUUGAGUAAAGAACUCGUUGCGUUAAGUAAAGAACUCGUUACGUUAAGUAAAGAACUCGUUACGUUAUGUAAAGAACUCGCUACGUUGAGUAAAGAACUCGUUACGUUGAGUAAAGAACUCGUUACGUUGAGUAAAGAACUCGUUACGUUGAGUAAAGAACUCGUUGCGUUAAGUAAAGAACUCGUUACGUUAUGUAAAGAACUCGCUACGUUGAGUAAAGAACUCGUUGCGUUAAGUAAAGAACUCGUUACGUUGAGUAAAGAACUCGUUACGUUGAGUAAAGAACUCGUUGCGUUGAGUAAAGAACUCG
This is a messenger RNA of Sebastes umbrosus (honeycomb rockfish), 4145 nucleotides long. Its product is annotated as copine-9-like. The transcript is spliced from 4 exons. NCBI's taxonomy places the organism in Eukaryota, Metazoa, Chordata, Actinopteri, Perciformes, Sebastidae. The coding region runs from base 337 to 756 and encodes 139 amino acids. The record is from RefSeq and is a predicted model, not a curated record. Gene Ontology annotation, biological process: cellular response to calcium ion. Gene Ontology annotation, molecular function: calcium-dependent phospholipid binding. Gene Ontology annotation, cellular component: plasma membrane.